This is a messenger RNA of Nelumbo nucifera (sacred lotus), 2766 nucleotides long. RefSeq lists its product as uncharacterized. The record is from RefSeq and is a predicted model, not a curated record. Gene Ontology annotation, biological process: regulation of growth. NCBI's taxonomy places the organism in Eukaryota, Viridiplantae, Streptophyta, Magnoliopsida, Proteales, Nelumbonaceae.
ACCAUCGCUGACACGUGUCCUAGCUCUGAAAACCUCAUGAUUUGAAAUCGGGUCGGGUGUUCCGACAACACUGCACGUGUCAGUACCCAAUUGGUCAUAAUUGAAUUCCGGCGUGGCGUGGCUGCCCACGAACGACCCACCAAGAGGGAUUUUAAAGGGGGAGAAAGAGUAAGAACAUGAGGAGAUCUGCGACUGCGAGAAUAAAAUUCUUUGAUCUCCUCUCGUGGCGCAGAUAGGAGUUUGAUUUCGUUCUCUUUGCAAAUUAGGGUUUUUGUCUUCUGGUAUCAGGAUUUUGAGGAAAAAGGCGACGGAAUUGAGCUGUUUAUCAGGGGAAUUAUUGUGUUCUUUUUGAUCUGGAUUUUAUUUGAAUUCAAUAAUCAUUAUAUUAUUUUUCUUUUUUUAUUAUAUGGCGUGAAGCCUGAGGACUUUGGAAUGCUUAAUUAAGGUUUUUGGUUAUUGGGCUUAUUCAUUUUGGGAAAGAAUUCUGUAAUGGUGAAGAAACUUGUGAGAAUUCGAGCGGGAUUUGAGUGUUUUUGAAUGGCGUCAGCACAGGUUUUACCCAACCCAGCAGUUUCUUCGCGUAAAGGGCAUCUUGAAGCUGGAAAGCGCAAGCUUGAGGAGUUUCGAAAAAACAGAGCCAGAAAGGCUGCAUCAACUGGCCAAUUACAGUCUAACAAUAGUAGCAAAAAUGGGAAACAACCAAAAGAAAGAGGUGUUAUGCAACUUACUAAUUCAGAUGGAUCUAAUACAUCCAGAAGGGAGGUUAUUACUAACAUUGAGCCUUUUAGUCUGGUUACAAUCAGUGAAAGUAAAGCAAUCAAUUCUUUUGGCACUAGUGUUCCAGAUCAUGCUAAAUUUCCUAUUUCUGCCAAUAAUUAUGGUGCAGCUUUUGCUAAUCCAGUUCAGGAACCUGCAAAGGUUCGUGAGUUUGAAAAUAAUGAUGGUUCAGAUCAUCAUGGACCAUUUUGUUUCAAUUAUGAUCGCCUCAAAGACGAUAUGAGUGGUGACUUUGUUGCUUACACUGGAAGCCAAGGACUAACAUCUGGGGUAUAUGGAAUCCGAGAUAGUGGAAGCCAUGCUCACCAAUUUAAUUAUUAUUCUGUUGAUGAAGCUAAGUUGAAGGAAAAUGAGACCUCUUCAAAGGAAAAUACAAGCAGAGAUUCGGUUAUACCCUUGGUUGGCAUGUCAGUUAGUCUACCAGUAAAAAGUCAAAUGAGAUUUGGUAGCUCACCUUCCAGUGGCAAUAUGUCCACCUUAUAUGAAGACAAUGCACCUUGGCAGGAAGCAGAAUCUCUGUCUACAAAUCUUCGUUUAGAUCUCAAAAGUUCCUCUGAUUAUAUGCCUCUAUAUGCACAAACAUUUGGAACUGGAAGUGAACGAUCCCGUCCAUCUUUCCUUGAUUCUAUCAAUGUAGCUGGGGUCUCUUCAGUUUCUUACUUUCCGUUUACUGAAUCAGAAAAACACAAGCCAUUUAUGUCUAAAAGUUCAAAAAUCCAGAGUGUGGAUAUUCUAGCAUCAUCUUCUCAGCAGCAAUUUCCAGAGAGCGAAACUUUGAGACCUUUCUCCAACUUCAGAUUACCAAAUCGGCCCAGAAGAGAUGAACUUUCUAUGAAUUCAGUUUCUGUUGGUAAUGAACAGGAAGUUUUGAGACAGAAGUUGAAGGAAAAUAGCAUAGAAAGGAAGAAUGAGUUUUCUUCAUUGAAACAGGAUGAAGAAAUUGCUGCUUUAGAACAGGCACUCAGAUUAUGGUCAAGUGAGCUAAAGCUGGAAAGGCAAUUGGAGAAUUCAAAUGCUGAAAUCACCUCAUACAAAAAGAAAGUGUCUAGUCUUGACAAAGAGCGUGAGGAACUGCAGUCUACAAUUGAUGCCCUGGAAGAAGAGAAAAAGCUAUUGCAAUCUAAGCUACGUAAAGCAACUGGAAGUGGAAAAUUUAUUGAUGUCAGCAAGGUACCUUCUGUUAAGAAAGAUGUAUCAACCUCUACGGAGGAUUUAGGUGUUAAAUUUCUUAGUUCAUUUCUUGGGGAGAGUAGAAGUGCAGACAUGAUGCCAAGCACCUUCAAGAAUGAAUUAUUAGACACUGCAUCUUUUCCCUUAAGUAGAACCUCCACUAACCGAUUGCUUGUUGAGAAUAGGCAAUUUCUUCCUCCAGCUACUCUUGUUAGUAUGCCACCUGAUCAACUGGGAAUUAUUAACAACAUUAAUUCAUUGAUUUCUGAGUUAGCAUCAGAGAAAGAAGAGUUGAUUCAAGCUUUGGCAACAGAAUCAUCUAAUUCUUCCCAUCUCAAGGAUUUGAACAAGGAAUUGUCACGAAAAUUGGAGGCUCAGACUCAGAGAUUAGAGCUCUUGACAGCCCAAAGUAUGGCCUAUGGGAAUAUCUUAGCACGACAAACAGAGCCUCCUACCAAGCCUGAUAGCACAUUGCACACAGAUGAAGGGGAUGAGGUGGUGGAAAGAGUGUUGGGCUGGAUAAUGAAACUCUUUCCAGGAGGUCCAUCAAAGCGCCGAAUUAGCAAACUUAUUUGAUUUCCAAAGUUUAUACCUUAAAAAUUUUUUCCCCUUCUUUUGUUUCCUUGUUGGUGGUGCAAUGAGAUCACCAUUUGUAUAUUAUGAGCCUAUAAACUGCAUCCAUUCUUUGUAACAGUAGAAAAUGUUCUUUUAUUUCCUCAUUAGUUGAAAAGGUAAUCCACCCAUGAAGCAAGUUUUAGUUUUCAUUUAUGUCGAAUAUGAUUCACCCAUCUGAGGAAUGUAGUGAUUCUUUACUUGUCA